GUUCCCGCCAAAUACGAGCGCGGCGGCCGCGGCGGCAGCGGCAGCGGCAGCGGCGCGGGCGGGAGGCCGAGCAGAGCGGCCGCGGGAGCGGAGCCCGCGCCUCCGCCGCCUCAGGGGAGCCCGAGCCGACUCCGCGGCGAUGCUGGAGGAGCCGGAGUGCGGGGCCCCCGGCGCCCGGGCCGCGGCCACAGCCAUGGAGUGCAGAGAGCGGCCUGCCUUCCCCGGCAAGAAGUUAAUUCAAGCCCGGCUGCCCUUCAAGCGCCUAACUCCGACCCCAAAGGAGAAAUCCCAGGACGGGCCAGAUGACAGGCCCUCCCAGGGCGCCCCCCCACCUCCAGGCCACCUCCCGCAUUUGGGCACCUUCCUGGACACCGCGGAAAACGACGGUCCCCUGGACCUGCUGGGAACGCAGCCGCUGCCACCACCGAAACUGGUCAAUGGCAAGGGGCCCUUGGAUCAGUUCCUGUGCCACCCGGCCCCGGCCCCAGCCCCGGCCCUGGCCCCCAUCAUCAUUGACUUGACAGAGGACUCGAACGAACCCCCAGAUGGCCCCGUAGCUCGGGGGACACAGAAGGCCGAAGCCACUGCCCCCGAGACAGAGGGGACAGAAGGGACAGAGGCGGUCGGCAUGGGUGCCGGCAGGCCCGAGUGCGGGCAUCAGAUGGAAGCCGCGGGGCCCCUGGGGCCCAGCUCAGACUGGUGUGACUCGGAGGACAAAGAGAGGUCUGCUGCCUCGUCACCAAACGGCCCCCCCGAGCAGGCCCGAGGCGGGUGGAGCCAGGCCGGGGGCCUCCUGUUUAAGGACAAGUGGCCCGUGGUGGUCUUGCAGGAUAUCUUGGCCACCAAGGCCCCCCCCGACAGCCCCCCAGGGGUCGGGGACCCCAGGGCCUUGGACGUCGAUCUGCCCGAGUCGGGCCCCGAAGAGGACUCUGUACUCAGUCACUCCUCCCUGAGCUCCUUCUCGCCCACUAGCUCCCCGGAGGGGCCCACCGCUGCCACCACACGAACUGAGAGCCCCCUGAGCCUCCCUGCCUGCACCCCGAUCCGCAAAGUGCCUAAGAAAGUCCCGCGAGAUUCCGCAGAGAAGACCCGGCUGAAGCUGCAGCGCGACCAGGAGCGCUUGGGCCGCCAGCAGAAGCUCCAGGCGGAGAAGGAGGAGAAGGAGAAGCAGAAGGAGCAAGCCAGGCGGGCGCGGGAGGAGGCGCGGAGGCGGCGGGAGGAGGAGAAGGAGAUGAAGGAGAAAGAGCGGCGUGAGAGGCGGCAGAAGGACGAGCGGGAGCGCGCCGAGAAGCAGCGGCUCAAGGAGGAGCGCAAGAAGGAGCGGCAGGAGGCUCUGGAGGCCAAGCAGGAGGAGAAGCGGAAAAAGGAGGAGGAGAGGCGGCAGCGAGAGGAGGAGAAGCGUAUUAAGGCAGAGAAAGCAGAGAUCACACGCUUCUUCCAGAGACCAAAGACCCCACAAGCCCCCAAGACGCUGGCAGGCUCCUGUGGCAAGUUCGCCCCGUUCGAGAUCAAGGAGCACAUGGUCCUGGCCCCCCAGAGCCGCGCCGCCCUGGCCCCUGCGCUGUGUGAGCAGCUUGACUCCCUCCUGCAACUCCAGGCCUCUGGAGCCUCCUUCCUGGACGAGCUGCGCACCCGCCGCCCCCUCUGCUCAGGGCCCACCGCCGCCCCCCAGCAACGCACUGACAUCUUUAACAGUGACGUGAUAAUCCUGGAGAGCAGCCCGGAGAAAGUGGCGCCCAGGCGGAGGCCGCGAGGCCGCAUGAAGCUGUUACAGUUCUGCGAGAACCAUCGGCCAGCGUACUGGGGCUCCUGGACCAAGCACAGCACCGUCAUCCGCCCACGGCACCCCUGGGCCCAGGACUCGAAGCUUCUGGACUACGAGGUAGACAGCGACGAGGAGUGGGAGGAGGAGGAGCCCGGAGAGUCGCUGUCGCACAGCGAGGGGGAUGAGGAUGACGAGCUGGGUGACGACGAUGAUGAUGACGAUGGCUUCUUUGUGCCGCACGGCUACCUGUCAGAAGACGAGGGGGUGACCGAGGAGUGCGGGGACCCCGAGAAGCACAAGGUGCGGCAGAAGCUGAAGGCCAAGGAGUGGGACGAGCUGCUGGCUCACGGGAAGGGCUUCCGGGUGCUGCAGCCCGUGGCCGUGGGCUGCGUGUGGGCUGGCCACGCAGGGGGCCCCCACCUCCGGCUGCUGCAGCAGUUCCGUGCCUGCCCGCUCGAACCCGCGCCCCCUGAAGAGGAGCUGACACCCAAGGCCUCCAAGCGGGAGAAGCGAGACCAGCAGAUCCUGGCCCAGCUGCUCCCUCUGCUCCACGGCAACGUCUCCAGCAGUAAAGUCAUCAUCCGCGAGUUCCAGGAGUGCUGUCGCCGGGGUUUGCUCUGCCGGGACGCCCCCAGCCCUGAGAGCCGCACUGCCAGCCCCCCGAGCCCCAGCUCCUCGCGCCCACCGACACCCCCAGUCCCCGAGGACACUGCCGUCCCGUCCAAGGCACGACUCAAGCGGCUCAUCUCUGAGAACUCAGUUUAUGAGAAGCGGCCCGACUUCCGCAUGUGCUGGUACGUGCUUCCUCAGGUGCUGCGCAGCUUUGACCAGGAGCACCUGCCCGUGCCCUGCCAGUGGAGCUACGUCACCAUGCUGCCCAAGGACGACGGCGGGGCUGCCCCCAGCCCGGCUGCUGUCCCCAGCCCCGCCACCCCCGCCACCCCCGCCACCCCCGCCAGCGCGGGGCCCACGUCCAGCAAAAGGAAAUCAGUCGGGAGUAUGUGUAUCACGCAAUUCAUGAAGAAGCGUAGACACGACGGGCAGGUGGGCUUUGAGGACCUAGACGGCUUCCAGGCGGACACGGAGGAGGAGGACGACGACGGGGACUGUGUCAUGGAGGUCCCCGUCGCAGCAGACUUGAUGGCUGCCUCCAGCCUGGCUUCUGAGGCUGGGGAUCCCGCCCCUGCCGCCCCCCGCUGAGCUGCCCGCGCCUCGAGUGCCCGGACACCUCGUACUUGAACGGCCUGGGAGCCUGUGGGAAGAGCACUUUGUCCUGCGCGGUGACCCCCGGGCUGGGGGCACUCACUCGGGCCCAUCUGACCUCUGUACAACCCCUGGCCUACCUUGACCCCCCCCAAUAAAGCAUUACCCUCUGGGGGGGGCACCCAGGGCCCCCCAGGCUUGUAUAUGAAUUGGAGCCCGGUCCGCACCGUGCGACCCUGCCCCAGACCCCAGCCCUCACCCCCCACCCCUCGAACGUGUAUAAACCUGUCAUCCCUGA
Erinaceus europaeus (western European hedgehog) is the source of this 3266-nucleotide messenger RNA. It is a transcript of the gene CHAF1A, whose product is annotated as chromatin assembly factor 1 subunit A. The coding region runs from base 140 to 2965 and encodes 941 amino acids. Gene Ontology annotation, biological process: nucleosome assembly. Gene Ontology annotation, cellular component: CAF-1 complex; nucleus. NCBI's taxonomy places the organism in Eukaryota, Metazoa, Chordata, Mammalia, Eulipotyphla, Erinaceidae. The record is from RefSeq and is a predicted model, not a curated record. The transcript is spliced from 15 exons.